Messenger RNA from Paramormyrops kingsleyae, 3436 nucleotides. RefSeq names its product alpha-N-acetylneuraminide alpha-2,8-sialyltransferase-like. Gene Ontology annotation, molecular function: alpha-N-acetylneuraminate alpha-2,8-sialyltransferase activity. Gene Ontology annotation, biological process: N-glycan processing; oligosaccharide metabolic process. NCBI's taxonomy places the organism in Eukaryota, Metazoa, Chordata, Actinopteri, Osteoglossiformes, Mormyridae. The record is from RefSeq and is a predicted model, not a curated record.
UGAGAAUCUGGAGUAGACUAACAAUUGAAAAUGGGUUGGUAAAAUCCUUCCAUUUUUGUUUCUUCUGGCACUGCCUGAUCCGUUCCGCCCAUUCAGAUUAAACAAUGCCUUGUAUCAACAGUGAAGAGCUGAGAGCAGGAAACACUCUCAAGCUGGAGUCCGAAAUCGCUCCAUGAGAAUGUGCCAAACACAAAAAGGAAACCGAACACAGAAAGAUCUGAUUGGGUGUUAUCUGAACCCUGGUUGGCCCUUAUUGGCUGUCGUACUGGGGUCCCCACACGCACAUGUAGACCUGCCCCUUUUUUCAUUCUCUGCGAAAUGUACCUCCACACACACAGAGACGAGUGGCGACCACAAGCUAAUUCAUUACUGGGGAUGCUAUUUACUGCCUAGUCUUUAUAUGGGGAGAGAGGGGGUCAGGGGGUGGCCGUCCCUACACUCAGAGGAGGUGGGGAAAGCGGAGUAGUAAGUAGGUAAGGCUGGGGGAGGGGGCUGGAGAAUGCCACAAGAAUGCUUGGGAGGGUCAGAGAAAAUAGUGGGAGCGUGCUCAACUUCUCAAGUUUCUAAGAGCAACAUCGAGGCACUGAAGGAGGAAGGAGAAGAAUACGGCGAGCGGAGCGCCACAGAUUAAAGUGGAAGAAAGUCGGGGGGGGGGGCGGAGGAAGAAGGAACAGGAGGAUAAGAGUCAUGCACUGGAGAGCAGAGGGUCGACAAGACCGCGGGGGAGGGGAGGAGUAAGUGAAGAAAUAAGAGGGCAGGACGUAAGCAGCUUGGGAAGAGGGGUGAGCUGGCAGCAGGAUUAUGCCGGCUGGACGUGCGGGGGGACGGAGGCUGCAUCUGGGCCCACGGCACGGGGGGGACAUGCGGCCCAUCCUGCUGGAGCUGCAGCGUUCCUGGCCGUUCCUCCUGCUCGUCCUGGUGGCUGGCACCACUCUGUUCCUGUGGUACGCGGUAGUGAUCUGCCGGGUCUUGGGGAGUCCGGAGCCUUUCCCGGAGGCUACGGACGCAAGUGACCUCCGAAACCCUCCUCCGAUGAGAGUGAGACCUAUUACUUCAGGAAUAUGUGAAAGCUGCAGGUGUGACAUGCCUGAGAUGCUGCUGAAGCUUUUGAAUAGCAGCUGGAGCAAGCAGAAGACCUCCGACAUAUUCAGGUUUCAGCUGACCUCCACGUGCAAUGGAAUCUCCAAGGCCAUUGUCACACAGCUCAAUACACCUUUGGGGUCAAAAAUCACAUAUGAUGGCGAGAAAAGAAAAACUCUCAAGGUGACCCCAAAACUGUUUGAUACCUUUGUGAAGGAAUCGCCAUUUAUAAAUAAGUCAUUCAAGACGUGUUCCGUGGUGGGAAACGGUGGAAUCCUGGCCAACAGCAGCUGUGGAGAAGAGAUCGACUCGGCCCAGUUUGUCAUCAGGUGUAACCUUCCACCUGUGCACAAGGUCUACAAAAGAGAUGUUGGCAACAAGACGAACUUGGUAACAUCCAAUCCGAGCAUCCUCAUGGAUAAAUUUGGAUCCUUGAUGGAGCUCCGGCGCCCAUUUGUAGAAAGGCUGGGCACCUUUGGGGACUCCCUGGUUCUGUUUCCCACCUUCUCUUAUGGGCAAAACACGGCCGUCUCAUUGCGCGCCCUCUACACAGUGCAGGACUUCAGAAGCCCAGCACGACCCGUCUUCCUGAACCCAGAGUACCUGCGGAGCCUGGCCCGGUUCUGGCGGACCAAUGGCCUGAAGAAGCGCCUCAGCACGGGGAUGAUGAUGGCCAGCCUGGCACUGGAGCUGUGCGAUGAAGUGCAUCUCUACGGCUUCUGGCCCUACCCCCGGCACCCACGAGACUGCCGGCCCCUCACCAACCACUACUAUGACGAUCUUCAGAGCAAGAGCAUGGUACAUGCCAUGCCGGAGGAGUUUAACCAGCUGCUGCAGCUCUACAAACUGGGUGUGGUCAAGCUUCAUCUAGAGGAGUGUGUGACAGCACCCAGAAAAGUCUGACUCCCCUUUCAAUCUCCUUCGUUGGUGGCCACAGGACCUCCAGUCUGAGUCACUUUUCCAUGGUGGACCACAAGAGUCUCUGAUUAGUUGUAAAACAGACCUGAUGUUGGUCUCGCAAUCAGGUGCAACUGUAGAGAUAAGUGAUAUUCAUAUGUAUUUACAUUUAAUGGGAUCCAGCUGGAAUCUGGACUAUUCCCACAAGUGUUGAUGAACCUAGUAAAACUUAUAUUGCCAACACCAUAGUCAAGUGUUUUGAGGUAAAGAAUUAUCUUUGGGCCAGGUGUUUACCAAAGGCAGCACUACACGGUGAUGCAUAAAGUUAGCUUACCUCCUACUCCCGGAGAUCAUUGCGUUCUGUAAAUACCUCUUCAGGUAACAGUUACAUGGCUUCAUUUCCUCCUUCAGUGUGGACAUUAAACAGCACUCCUCAGGACUUCAGGUAAUCGGUUUUAUUUAUUUUAAUUGUGUUUUUAAUUUUAAGGCCGUCAUAAAAUAUUAACGUCACUGAAGUGACGCAUUGCAGUUUUAUGUAGAUUUUAUAGAACACAAUGUCAGUUAACGACUAUGGAGAGCAGUAUUAUCUACUUAAGAUAAAAAUGAGUGCCUGAAAUGACAUUUAAGUGCCUCUUCUUCGCUACAACAAACUAAUGCCAGCCAGCUCUGCAUGAGCUCUAAUCCUGAUGCUGGGAACCUUGGAAUAGGGGUGUCUCAUGUAAGUCCAGCUGUGGAGGACUUGUAGAGUAGAUCAGUCCAGAAGUAAGAAACAGAGAGACAUGUGUCCAGGAUUUACCUGAAUAACAGGGGACUGUGGAUUGCCCAUGUGCACUAAAUCGAUUUCCCAAUGCUUCAGUCAGUGAGAAGCUUAAGCAGGAAAGACUGAGGAUCAUUCCAAGUUUUUCAUAGCUGUUUAACGUUUUUGUUUUGUUUCAGUUUUUCACAUGACCUGGAAUUAGAACUCUGUAUAAAUCAUGUAAUUUUCCAUACAGUUUUUUUUAAACUAAUUGUUCAUGAUAAUUUUUCCUGCGUAUUUGUUUUAAGAAAGAAUUUUUUUUAGCCAGUUUCAGUUUUACUCCCAGAGAUUCUGAUCCCGCUCCGAAUGUUAAUCCAUGGCAAAAUGGAAGCAUUACACAGACUUGGUACUGAGAGUAACAAUCAAGCAAUGCUACAGCCAUUGGUUAUGCAAACCGCAACUAUGUAUCAAUUCAUCACAAACAGAAGUCUCACUUUUACAUCCCAUGUAUCUGCUAUAGGAUAAAAACACAUUUUUAAUUGUAUUUUUCAUUAAUUGCUAAAUGGAUUUAAUAAUUUCCAGUGCGGAGAAAAGGCAGCCACUGAAAGAUGUAUGAAGAAUUCAUAGUUUCUUUGUGAAAAGGGGGAAAUGUAUGUACUAUACCUGAUAGAACUGUGAUUUUCUGAAGAAUGCACAAACAAAUAAAUAAAUAUGCCUUCACUA